AUGUCACCACGCAACGCAGCCCAGGACGAAGUCCCGUGUACAGAGUCCGAGGAAGCCAUGGAGGGAGAAGCAGGCGAGGCGGCGAACAGCGGCUCUUCCUCGUCGUCUACCCCUACUACUUCUCUGCCACCCCACCAGGAGCCGCCACCGUCACUGCCACCACCAGGGGCUCCCGACGUGCUGCCGCUAGACCACACGUUGCCAGACCUCUUGCGGCAGGUGGCGGGCACGGAGGCGCUGCCCGCGGUGCGCGAGCUGAAGCUGCGCGUGAUCGCCCGCGAGACGAGCCUGCAGCGCCUCAGCCUGUACGUGCCCGCGCUGCGAGAGCUCAACCUGGACGGCUCCUGCCUCUCCUCGCUCAGGGACCUGGGCUGCGGGCUGGGCUCGCUGCAACUGCUGCGGCUGGCUGGCUGUGGACUGGACUCUCUGGAUGGCACCAGUGGACUCGCCGCCGUCAGGGAGCUCCACGCCCCCAACAACAGGGUCUCAGACGUCAGCCCCGCCGCCUUCCUGCCGCGCCUCAGAGUCCUCGACCUGCGACGGAACGCCGUAUGUGACCUGGCCGGUGUCGGCUUCCUGGCCUGCUGCCGGCGCCUGCAGAGCCUCCACCUGUCGGGGAACCCGGCCGCUGCCGCCAACACCUACCGCAGGGACGUGGCGCGCCUGUUGCCCAAGCUGCCCCAGCUCGACGGGCUCCCUCUGCAGCAACACGAAAAUAGGCGGCAGACGGGCGGCAGCGGUUCUGGUGUCCGGCCACAGACGGCGACGUCGGCUGCUCUGGUACUCGCCAAGCCGCAGCCGACGGGCAGCCGCGGGCCGACCAGAGGGCGGCGGCGGCCCUUCAGCGCGGCGCCCUGCCUGCCCACCUACCAGCGGCUGCCAGACGAAGGCGGUGUCGCAGCGGCGGACGGAGAUUCGCCGAGCGCUCUGACGUCUGGGGGAGUGGUGUGCGGCAACUUGGCAGCCGCGCUCCGCAGCAGGCGCAAGGGCGUGCGUGGCGCCUGGCAGGAGAAACCCGAGGCGGAUCCUUCAGCAGGUGGAGAGGCAGCUGACGUUUGUCCUCCGAGGACUGGGGGCCUGCUCGAGGCGUCGAGACGAUGGAGGCAGCUGUACGCCUCGUACCGCUCGCAACACAGAUGA
Schistocerca cancellata (South American locust) is the source of this 1140-nucleotide messenger RNA. RefSeq names its product leucine-rich repeat-containing protein 56. Bases 1 to 1140 code for a protein of 379 amino acids. The transcript has 9 exons. The record is from RefSeq and is a predicted model, not a curated record. NCBI's taxonomy places the organism in Eukaryota, Metazoa, Arthropoda, Insecta, Orthoptera, Acrididae.